Messenger RNA from Entrophospora candida, 447 nucleotides. The record is from the annotation of a GenBank genome assembly. Lineage: Eukaryota; Fungi; Glomeromycota; Glomeromycetes; Entrophosporales; Entrophosporaceae.
AUGUCAUUUGCAAAAAAUUUCAUUCGACCCAAAUUUACAUUAACAACUAAUACAUUACCUCUUGAAAUUUUAAAAUUUCAAACUUUCAGUAAUAAAAAUUUUCAAAGAGGGGAACUUAGUAAUAGUUUUAUACAAAAAAGAUGGGCAACAAAAAAAGCAGGUGGUUCAACACAUAAUGGACGUGAUUCUGCCGGGAGAAGAUUAGGAGUAAAAUGUGGAAAAGAUGAUACAUUAUAUGCGAUACAAUCAGGAUUUGUACGAUUUUAUAGGGAUCCCAAAAAACCAAAAAAAAGAUUAGUAGGGAUAGUUUUUGAUCGUAAUGAUAAAUUACCUAGAUUACCGACUGAGCCAAGAUCACGUAAAUUUGAGUUUAUUGAUUUAGUGUCAUAUAGGAAUGAGUUGAAAUUAUCAAGAGAAAAGGCGGCAUCAAAAAAACUUGAAAAUUAA